Messenger RNA from Beauveria bassiana ARSEF 2860, 357 nucleotides. RefSeq names its product Gim complex component GIM4. Bases 1 to 357 code for a protein of 118 amino acids. Gene Ontology annotation, molecular function: protein folding chaperone. The transcript has 4 exons. Gene Ontology annotation, biological process: protein folding. The record is from RefSeq and is a predicted model, not a curated record. Lineage: Eukaryota; Fungi; Ascomycota; Sordariomycetes; Hypocreales; Cordycipitaceae. Gene Ontology annotation, cellular component: prefoldin complex; cytoplasm.
AUGUCUGCUCAGACUCAGGCGCCUGGAAAGAAGCAGCAGGAUCUGCAAACGCAAUAUUCCAACUUUAAGAAUGUGCUGCAGCAAAUAGCACAGAAAAUUGGAGAUAUCGAGCAGGAAGCUGAGGAGCACAAGCUCGUUCUCGAGACACUCGAGCCCCUGCCAAAGGACCGCAAAUGCUUUCGGCUUAUCAACGGCGUCCUUGUGGAGAAGACAGUUGAGGAUGUUGCGCCUGCUCUGAAGACGAACCAGGAUGGCCUGAAGAAGGUGUUGGAUGACUUGGUAAAGAGCUACAAAACGAAACAGGAUGAGCUCGACUUGUGGAAGAAGAAGAACAAUGUCCAAGUCGUGCAGCAAUAG